Molecule: messenger RNA, 1751 nt
Organism: Chenopodium quinoa (quinoa)
Lineage: Eukaryota; Viridiplantae; Streptophyta; Magnoliopsida; Caryophyllales; Amaranthaceae
Exons: 4
Coding region: 145-1407 (420 amino acids)
Biological process (GO): mitochondrial translation
Cellular component (GO): mitochondrial small ribosomal subunit
Molecular function (GO): structural constituent of ribosome
Source: RefSeq, a predicted model, not a curated record
CAACUCAACUAAACCAAAGAAAGCCAUUUUAGCAUUUUGCACAUCGUUUUACUUUCACUAAAUCAAGCCUAAACCCUGAAAAACUGGAGUACUCUGAAAAACUGUAACUCUAGCAGAAGAGAGACCGAAUCAGCUGAAGAAGCCAUGAAAAGAGCUCUUCUCAGAAAUGCUUCAGUCUACACUCGAAACUUUCUAUCUUCUCCUUCAAUUUCUUCCAAACAAAUCCCAUCAAUUCAAAAUGUAAUCUUACCCCCAAUUUCUCAUUCUUUUUCUCGCAGAUUUUUCUCUUCUGAUGGUGAUUCUUCUGACCAAAACCCUAAACCUUCUCCUCCUGAAAUCAGCUUGGUUCAACCCCAGGUUCAGGAUCCCACCACUGAUGUCGAAGAUGUCAGUAAUGAAGAGCUGAAAAUGAGGAUAGAAAAGUACAUGAAUGGUGAUGAAGAAGCGCUUUCAUCGGUCUUUGAAGCCAUAUUGGCGAGGAGGUUAAUAGGGAAGCAUGAAGAAACUGACGACGAAAUAACAGAGGAUCUCCGAUUCAGUCCAAUAGAUGAUGUAGUUGACGAAGAAGUUGAGUCGGAUUUUGAGGACGGUCAUAAAACAGAUGAUGAUAUUCCUGACUUGUACAAUGCCAAGGAUAUAGUUGUCAAAAGGAUGAUGGAGGAUGAAUAUUUUAACAUGGAUGACAAAAAGUGGAAUGCCAUCAUCAAGGAAGCAACUGAAAAAGGAUUUGCUAAGGACAUGAGGGAGUGUGAGGAGAUUUUGGAGGAUAUGCGCGAUUGGGACAAGCUCCUCCCAGACGACAUGAAGCAGAAAGUCCAAGCAAAGUUCGAUGAGUUGGGAGAUAAGUGUGAAAGACAGGAGCUUGAACCAGAGGAAGCAUAUCAGCACUUCAAGGAGUUUGAAGAUCAGAUUGUAGCUGAGUAUAUAGAGAAGGUGGAGGCAGAGGGAGCUCCACAAUCCGAUGAGGGGACUGAGCAGGUUGACAAAAAGAAGUCUGAUGAUCUACCAGGUGUGGGUCCAGUCCUUAGAUGGCAUACACGAGUGGUAUUUGCACCAGGUGGUGACGCUUGGCAUCCUAAAAACAGAAAGGUAAAAUUAUCAGUGACAGUGAAGGAGCUUGGACUUUCAAAAUAUCAGUUCCGUCGUUUGAGGGAAAUAGUAGGGAAACGAUACCAUCCUGGAAAAGACGAGCUAACAAUCAUAAGUGAGAGGUUUGAACAUCGUGAAGAGAAUAGGAAGGAUUGCCUGAGAACGUUGCUUAAUAUUAUUGAAGAUGCUGGUAAAGCUAAUGCAUUGGUAGAGGAGGCUCGAACGUCAUAUGUCAAACAAAGACUGAAAGCCAACCCAGCAUUUAUGGAAAGGCUUCAUGCUAAGACAAAGAAGGCCACAGCUGCUAUUCCUGCAUGAGUUUCUUUUCUGUAGAACACAGUUUUGCAAAGUUUUUCAUAGCCCUUUUGGUUGAGGCAGUGCACUUGACACAUCAAAUUGUUUUGGUAGCUUGAGGCAUUGAAGUGUGAACCUGAGUUUUUUGGUGUAGAUUGCUUUUUAAUAGAGGCAUAUGUAUGUCCGAUAUGCUAGUAGAUGUGCAGGCUUAGUUCAGGCUCAUCCUAGAAACAAUGGGAUCUUUAAUUUUGGUCCGUUGCCAUCUAAAUAACCGUGAUAAUAUGAUUUUAGGCUUGUAUUAUCCUUAUAAAGGACUAAGCUAAUACAAACUUGAGGCUAUACUUUACUUGACACAUCCAUUGUGGGAA